AUGGAUUUUGAAGGGGAAAGAAAUGCUGAAGAAGAAAGAAAUAAUGAGGAAGAGGAAGGAGAGUUGUCAAAAAUUUUUACAGUGAAAAGAUUAGCUGAAGCUUUUUCUAAACUAAAUCAGGGACUUCAUUUGCUUGAAAACAUGGACCCAAACACUGAUCGCUUUGCUGAAAUCAAUAGGCCGAUUUGGGAAGCAUUCACAGUUGGGAGUCCUAGUAAAAGGGAACUGGUUACUCUUGGCUGUCAUCUUUUCCGUGGUUAUCUACGGGAGACAGGAGGUUCUGCAGGACUCAGCGACAGGAAGAUGAAGGGGGUACUGGUUCUCCUGCUUACUGUAGCAUUUGUCCAUGCCCUAGAGAGAGGCCGUGAUUAUGAAAAGGAUAAAGUCUGCAAGGAACUCAGCAAUCUGGGAAAAGAUGACUUCAGAUCUUUAUCAAUGGUACUAUACAGCAGGAAAUUCCCCAGUGGCACAUUUGAACAGGUCAGUCAGCUUGUGAACGAAGUGGUCUCCUUGACUGAAGACUGCUGUGCCGAAGGGGCCGAUCCUAACUGCUAUGACACCAGGACCUCGGCAUUGUCUAUCAAGUCCUGUGAAAGUGACUCUCCAUUCCCGGUGCACCCAGGAACUGCUGAGUGCUGUACCGAAGAGGGCCUGGAACGAAAGCUCUGUAUGGCUGUCCUGAAACACCAGCCACAAGAAUUUCCUACCUAUGUAGAGCCAACGAAUGAUGAAAUAUGUGAAGCAUUCAGGAAAGAUCCCAAGCAAUUUGCCGAUCAAUUUAUAUACGAAUAUUCCAUUAAUUAUGGACAAGCUCCUCUACCACUUUUAGUCAGUUAUGUCAAGAGUUAUCUGUCUAUGGUAGGGUCCUGCUGUACUUCCUCGAGCCCAACUGUAUGCUUUUUGAAAGAGAGACUACAGAUUAAGCAUUUAUCACUUCUAACCGUUAUGUCAAAUAGAAUCUGUUCACAAUAUGUUGCUUAUGGAAAGGAGAAAUCAAGACUCAGCCAUCUCAUAAAAUUAGCCCAAAAAGCGCCCACUGCUGAUAUGGGAGAUGUUUUGCCACUAGCUGAAGAUGUUACUAACAUCCUCUCCAAGUGCUGUGAGUCUACUUCUGAGGACUGCAUGGCCAAGGAGCUGCCUGAACACACAGUAAAAAUCUGUGACAACUUAUCCACAAAGAAUUCUAAAUUUGAGGACUGUUGUCAAGAAAAAACACCCAUGGACAUUUUUGUAUGCACUUACUUCAUGCCAGCGGCCCAACCACCUGAGCUGCCAGCUGUUGAGUUGCCCACAAAUAAAGAAGUAUGUGAUAAAGAAAGCACCAAAGCCACAGAUCAAUAUAUAUUUGAGCUAAGCAGGAGGACUCAUAUUCCAGAGGUAUUCCUCACUACAGUACUUGAACCAACCCUAAUAAGCCUUGGUGAAUGUUGUGACUCUGAAGACUCUACUACCUGUUUUAACACUAAGGGACCUCUACUGAAGAAAGAACUAUCUUCUUUCAUUGAAAAGGGACAAGACAUGUGUGCUGAUUAUUCAGAAAACACAUUUACUGAAUACAAGAAAAAACUUGCAGAGAGAUUAAGAGCAAAAUUGCCUGAUGCCACCCCUACUGACCUCGCAGAUCUGGUUGACAAGCGCUCAGACUUCGCCUCCAAGUGCUGUUCCAUAAACUCACCUCCUCUCUACUGUAAUUCCCAGAUUGAUGCUCAAAUGAAAAAUUCUCUGUAG
Messenger RNA from Loxodonta africana (African savanna elephant), 1728 nucleotides. RefSeq names its product GC vitamin D binding protein (gene GC). The coding region runs from base 1 to 1728 and encodes 575 amino acids. Lineage: Eukaryota; Metazoa; Chordata; Mammalia; Proboscidea; Elephantidae. The transcript has 13 exons. Gene Ontology annotation, cellular component: cytoplasm; blood microparticle. Gene Ontology annotation, biological process: vitamin transport. Gene Ontology annotation, molecular function: vitamin transmembrane transporter activity; vitamin D binding. The record is from RefSeq and is a predicted model, not a curated record.